AUGAGAGUGACCGAAGCCCCAGCGGUGGUGCUGCGCCCCGUCGGCGAAGUCACCGCUCGCUCGGAGCCCUCGAUACAACGAUUGCUUGACAACGAUAGGACCGGCCAAUUGAGUCGAGCCCGCGAUCGCCUAUCAACAUUUUGUAAGAAAUUACGACGCACUAUUAGCGACGUGGAUACACCUAAAAAGAACGACCUGGCUACGGAAAAGAAACCCGUCUCCUCGCACCGCAAGGACGGAUCCAAAGUGACAACCGUGGUAGCGACGCCGGGGCAAGGCCCGGAUAGACCCCAGGAAGUCAGCUAUGCUGACAUGAAGCUGAUAGGUAAUGGAAGCUUCGGCGUCGUGUACCAGGCCAAAUUAUGCGACACUGGCGAACUCAUCGCCAUCAAGAAAGUGCUUCAAGACAAGCGGUUUAAGAACAGGGAGCUGCAAAUCAUGAGACGGCUGGAACAUUGUAAUAUUGUCAAAUUGAAAUACUUCUUUUACUCCAGCGGUGAAAAGGUGGCUGUGCCCGUCGCGGUUAGCUCUCUACUAAACGCAAUGCAGUCUCUAGAAGUCGCAUUUGUUUCGUUGCAGAAGGACGAAGUGUACCUGAAUUUGGUGCUGGAAUACAUACCUGAGACAGUAUACAAAGUCGCCCGUCACUACUCCAAAGAUGAACAAACAAUACCCAUUAGUUUUAUAAAGCUCUACAUGUACCAGCUGUUCAGAAGCCUCGCAUACAUCCACUCGCUCGGCAUCUGUCACCGGGACAUCAAACCUCAGAACCUCCUGCUGGACCCCAAGUCAGGGGUGCUCAAGCUGUGCGAUUUCGGUUCAGCGAAACACCUCGUCCGCGGCGAACCGAAUGUUUCUUACAUCUGCUCGCGGUAUUACCGAGCCCCUGAGCUGAUAUUCGGGGCCAUAGAUUAUACUACUAAAAUCGAUGUAUGGAGCGCGGGUUGCGUUGUGGCUGAACUUCUCUUGGGUCAGCCAAUCUUCCCUGGGGAUUCUGGUGUUGAUCAGCUCGUUGAAAUCAUCAAGGUGUUAGGAACACCCACGCGAGAACAGAUACGUGAAAUGAAUCCAAACUACACAGAAUUCAAGUUCCCACAGAUCAAGAGUCAUCCAUGGGCUAAGGUAUUCCGCGCCUGCACGCCCCCUGACGCCAUUUCUUUGGUGUCCCGCCUGCUAGAGUAUACUCCUGGCGCGCGUCUGUCCCCGCUGCAGGCGUGCGCGCAUUCGUUCUUCGACGAGCUCCGCGAGCCGGCCGCGCGUUUGCCCAACGGCCGCGCGCUGCCACCACUGUUCAACUUCACGGAGUACGAACUGGCCAUACAGCCGAGCCUCAACGACUUCCUCAAGCCUCGCGCCGCUGUAACAGACGCGGCCCCGGCCCCCACCGCCGCCUCCUCCGAACAACAGGACGCGCAGGGAGAGACGGCGGCGAGCGGCCCCAGCGGUUCCCCGGGAGCGUCGUAG
Danaus chrysippus (African queen) is the source of this 1464-nucleotide messenger RNA. NCBI's taxonomy places the organism in Eukaryota, Metazoa, Arthropoda, Insecta, Lepidoptera, Nymphalidae. The record is from the annotation of a GenBank genome assembly.